AUGAUAGGUUUAUUGUUUGUUUUUAGUGUAUUAUUGUCAUUUUCUGUUGGGUAUAUUUUUCCAUUUUCAACGUCAAACGGACCUACGGUGAAUGACACUUUACAACAUGCCAUCCGAUCGCAACGUGAUGUAUCUAAACCGAUUCCAAUAGAUCGAGUUGAGUUUUCCGGAGUUUCUUUGAGUUCAUUUUUUGAGUCUGAAGGAUACAGUAGUGAUUCAUUAUCCAAUUUAUAUGGUUUGCUAAAAGAAAACAUCGCUGGAGUGAUGAUUGAUUUAUAUUGGAAUGAAUUCACUUCAAAAUGGCAACUAUGUCCAGCUCCAUUCCCCAACAAUAUAACAUACACUAGUAGUAAUCGAGUUGUUGAUGUGCUGUGGAACAAUAGAACAUAUAAAUGUGAUCCUAAUCUUUCAACUGAUGACAUCAUGUCAAUUCUUAAUAAUUUCAUUCGUGAUACCAAUACUGAUGUCGAAGCCAAUUUCAUGCAUGUCAUGUAUAAUUUAAAGUCGAUUCAUUAUAAAAAAUCAAAUCAAACGAUUAAUUUGGAAAACGCAUAUAAGGAAAAGAAUUCAAAUUUCAAUGUUGGAAUGGACACUUUAAAUGAUACUGUGAGCUUAUUAAGUUCAUAUAUUUUCACCCCUUUACUCUUAGAACAGUAUCAAAGCUCGUCAAGUAAAAAUGCCAAUUCAAGUUCAAGUAUUCGUUACAUUGAUAGUCUUAAUGAAACACAAGCUAUACAAAAGUUCUAUAAUCAAUCGACGAUACUUAUGCCUUCUUUACAAACCACUUUAUUAACACAAUACAAGAGAUUAAUGGUUCAUGUCAUAUCCAAUGAUAUGGCAGAAUCUAGUCGAUCUUAUCAAAUCAGUUUUAGUGAUAAAGAAACGAUAUUUUUCAAUAACGUAUUUCCAGCUAUGAUUGGCCACACAAAUAAUGCUCUGGCAGAUGACUUUUGCUAUGAGUUAACUCAUGCAUACAAUGGGACGGAUGUAAAUAUUAUGGAAUUCAAUAGAGUACUGUUGAAUUCAACCCUAAGACUUAUUAUCGACAAUGAUAAAACUCCGUUCACAACAGAUAGUUUAUCAAAAUACGUGAGAUGUGGAUAUUGUCCUGUAUUCAACAGCACCCAGUACUCAUCACAGAAAGUAACGGAAGGUAAUAGUCUGAUUAUCAGUCAAGAAUUUACAUCUAAUCUUUUUUGGUCGUGGGCACCAGGACAACCUUCUGGUCCCGAUAACUGUACAAAUUGCACACGCCCUGUAACCAACUACACCUCCAAGUAUAGUGAAGCCAGUAAUGGUGGCAGUGAUGAAGAAGAGCAUAGCAAUAAUAUUGCAUAUAAAUGUGUUGCAUUGACAGAAAAUGGUUGGGAAGUUUCUAAUUGUUAUGAAAAAUAUUUAUUUGCAUGUCAGAAUAAAUUGUCAAGAAAUGAAUGGAAAUUAGAUAAUUACACCAAGAGAAAUUAUUUUGAUCUUGAUGAUGAUGAUUGUCCUGAAGGAUAUUUUUUCAGCUUACCUCGACUGAAUAUUGAGAUGCUUUCAUUAAUGACGACUGUUAAACAAGAAAAUGUGAGUUAUCCAAUUUGGAUUGAUUUGAAUGAUAUUACUGUGGAAAAUUGUUUUGUUUCUGGUGGACCUUACGCUCAAUGUCCUUACCAAGAAACUGUAACUACUGAUAAAUUUGUCCGUAUGAUUGCUCCUAGUUUUGUUGUGGCAAUGGUGGUUUUAGUUUUAAUAUUUCUUGAAAAAGUGUUUCGUAAAACACCAAUCCAAACUAAUAGGAAACGAUAUUGGAAAAAGGCAAUACAAGAAUAUUAUGCUAAGAAUGAUUAUGAAGGUGUGCCGUCAUAA
This is a messenger RNA of Candida dubliniensis CD36, 1848 nucleotides long. RefSeq lists its product as uncharacterized. The record is from RefSeq and is a predicted model, not a curated record. NCBI's taxonomy places the organism in Eukaryota, Fungi, Ascomycota, Pichiomycetes, Serinales, Debaryomycetaceae. The transcript has a single exon. The coding region runs from base 1 to 1848 and encodes 615 amino acids.